Trypanosoma grayi is the source of this 831-nucleotide messenger RNA. RefSeq lists its product as hypothetical. The record is from RefSeq and is a predicted model, not a curated record. Gene Ontology annotation, molecular function: polynucleotide 5'-phosphatase activity. Lineage: Eukaryota; Euglenozoa; Kinetoplastea; Trypanosomatida; Trypanosomatidae. Bases 1 to 831 code for a protein of 276 amino acids. The transcript has a single exon.
AUGCUGCACCGCAUCCCAGCGUACCGCGACCCCCUCGCGGAGGUCCUCAGCGAUGCGCUGAAGCGUGCGCUCGUUGUGUACCGUCGCGAGAUGGCCGCUGGUGUCUCCGUCGAGUUCGAGUGCCGCCUCGGCACCUUCUCCGCGUCGCGGCACACGUACACCCACCCGCUCCCCACCCACACAGCGACACCGGCGCUCUUGGAGGCGCAGCCGACGGCGCCGUUCUUCUUCUUUGCCGGUGUGGCGCAGCCGACGUUUGUCGCGCUGCACGAGGCGCUCAAGGCGGUGAGUGUGUCAGUGCCACCACGCUCCACGACGGUCCUCUCCGUGCGAACAGCAGGAACGGAGCGCCUCGAGUACUCGAUGAAUGAGGAGUGCAACAGCGGCAGCCUACUGGCGGCGGUGGAAAAGGAGCGUGUUUUCUCACAUGACGUGCGCUGCCCAUCGUGGGCGGCGGACUUUCGCGUAUCGGUGUCGCGCGAGAGAGUCCUCGACGCGCAGGCGUGGGGACCGGCAAAGUGGGAGGCCUUCACGCCCAACGUGUCGCGGCUGCGGCAGCGCAAGUCGGUGCGGGUCACGCCGCUGCUCGCUGUGGACAUCGCAAUGGUGCGCUCCUUCACCGACCACUCUCGCUUUUCACGGCCGUGGGGGGCGGAAGUGCGCGUGCCGUACAUCAGCGCCCCGCAGGUCUCGUUCGACGUGGAGUUGGAGAUCGACAUGCCGGCACUGCACCGCGCAGUGAAGCAGACACGGCUGCUGGACGCCACAGCGUGGCAUACCGCGCAGGAUGCACUCAGAGUUCUGCAGUUUCUCACAGUGAAGCGAGAGUGA